UCGUUUUUACGGCUGUUGUCUCAACGCAGCUCCAGCUGCGAGCCGUUACAUACAAAACCGUUACGUUUCUUUCCAACCGCCAAGGAGAACGAGCGGCCGCCAUUUUGAUCACAAAGAAACGCGGGCUAGAUGGUGUGGAGUUGUUCAAGUUAAACGUGGAUAUUCAGGGCGGCGGAGACGCUCCGUCAUGGCAGUGACGGCUGGUCUCUCCCUCCUGGUGCUGAUGGCGCUGCCGGCCGCUGCUCAGAACCUCAUUUACUUUGAGAUCGGAAAGAGUCUGAAGCUCGACCCAAAGUACCAGCAGGCCAUCACCGCCAUCACAUGGAAGCAUAAGGGGAACCUUGCUGCUGAAUACUUUACGAAAAAUGCUCCUGUGGAAUAUCUGGGUGACUUAAAAGGCCGAUUACACCUGGACCCGACCACCGCAAUACUGACCAUCAGCAACAUGAAAAAAUCUGACGACGGGGAGUUCACGGUGGAGGUCAACAACAGAGCCCUUCCUGUCAGAUUUAACGUUGUGGGGGUCAGGAAGCUGGACGACUACCCUGUUCAAAUCACCGUGAGGCCGCAGGGCUGCAGCAGCCUGACCUCUAGGAAAUGCACCCUGGUUUGUGGUGGAAAGUUUGAAGGUGCCGAACCCGUCCAGUACUUCUGGAAGAAAGAAAAAACGGGACAAUGGAAGGAGGGGGGAAAGACGAUCAGCAUUUCUAUUACCAAGAAGACUCAGAGUUUUCCACGCUACACCUGCAAAGUGAAGAAUCUAUUCAGCGAGAAGGAGAGCGACCCAACAGCGAACCCCUUCAAGACGGAACCCAGCAGCGGUCCGGUUCCGCUGCCUGCGAUUCUGCUUGUGGCCGUUUUAGCAAUUGGAGCAGCAGUUAUUGUUUGACUUAUCAAGAAGCCGCCAUUUGUUCAAAAAUCCUUUUGGUUUACAUGGUGAAAAAAAAAUAAAAUAAAAAAUUAAUUACAAGAAUACUUUAUUUCGCCCACAAGGUAAAUAAUAAGUUAUGCAGUAGAAGUUAUUAAACAUCAUGGAUGUAAACACUUAAAUAUUAUUUGGGGAAAUUGUAGUCAGCCAUUUUACAGAAGAGUUAUGUUUUAAAUACAACUUUUUAUGAACUGUGUGAUGCCGUGAGAUCUCUGGUGAAGCCAGCUGGCCGAAGUCUGGGAGAAAACUAACUACAAACCAUAAAUAAGACUAAUUCCUGUCGUCUUCUUUGUGGUUUUCGCUAGUAGUAACGUCCAGCUGGUGAUCACCUGACUCGCUUCAGAAAAAGUAUUUCUAUUGCAGUUGUGCAAAUAUAUUCAUUUGGAUACUUUAAACACCCUAAUCCUAGCGCAUUUUCUUUCUUUUUUCUUUUAUCAAAAAAAUCUUUUCCCCGAAAUUGGCUUGUUUCCAUUAAGUGAAUUAUUUUUGCAACAACAAUUUGCUCAGUUCUAUUGUUAACGCAGCUUAACAGGAUGCUGUCCAUAAUUUCCUUGAUUUUGCGUAAAGUCUCUGUAAUGCAUGUCUGACUGGCGCCUCUGUCAGUAUCCAGAGUUGAAACAACAACAGUAAUAAGCGUCUCAUUUAUUUUUGUGUUGGACCGGAAAUGCCAGUAUCCUGUGUUACUCGUGUAUUCAUUUGUUUUUCCACUGCUCUGUAACUUGCUUUCUUGAAUAAAUUUCGUUUCGUCACUCAAGCUGAA
Xiphophorus hellerii (green swordtail) is the source of this 1688-nucleotide messenger RNA. RefSeq lists its product as uncharacterized. Gene Ontology annotation, cellular component: membrane. The transcript has a single exon. The record is from RefSeq and is a predicted model, not a curated record. Bases 188 to 889 code for a protein of 233 amino acids. Lineage: Eukaryota; Metazoa; Chordata; Actinopteri; Cyprinodontiformes; Poeciliidae.